This is a messenger RNA of Meloidogyne enterolobii, 1623 nucleotides long. The record is from the annotation of a GenBank genome assembly. NCBI's taxonomy places the organism in Eukaryota, Metazoa, Nematoda, Chromadorea, Rhabditida, Meloidogynidae.
AUGGAUAUUGAUCCGGUAGAGUAUAAGGAACGUCAAAAGGAGGCUGACAUUCUAAGGCAGGUUGCCUUUCUUGGUGUGUCGGCAGCAAUAAUAGCAACAUUAUUUUCAAUUUUAUCUAUACCAUUACUUUAUAAUUAUCUUCAACAAAUUCAUUCACAAAUGCAGCAUGAAGUAGAAUUUUGUAAACAAAGGACAGGCAAUAUUUGGAAAGAGGUUGGAAGAGCACAAGUAAUAGCUGGAGUAGAUGACAAUACAGCAUUUUUCUUGGAAAGGAUACCAAGACAGGCUGGAUAUGAUAUUCCCCCUCCAGGGGCAACUGUUGGCCCUUCAGCUGCUACACCAGGCUCUAUCCAGGGUCAUCAAGCCGCAUCAGCAGCACCGUUACCAGCCGCCCCAUCAAGUGGUGCCCCAAAAAUACCAGCCUCUACAUUAACUGCUUCUACAUCAAGAUAUGCUUCACCAUCCUCUGCUGCUCCAGCUUCUUCUGGCCCUUCGUCCGCAGUACCAUCUUCUUCCGGCUAUCAAAGACAAGGAACAUUCGGAGCUGGAGGAGGUGCUCCAGCUGGUGCUGGACCUUCAAGUCAAGGUACUGGAGCUGUUCCAACUUCUAGUCCUGUUGCUACUCCAGGAGCUGGUCCAACUACUGUUACUCCAGGAGCUGGUCCAACUUAUGCUACGCCAGGAGCUGGUCCAACUACCGCCACUCCAGGAGGCAGUCCAACUUAUGCUACUCCAGGAGCUGGUCCAACUACCGCCACUCCAGGAGGCAGUCCAACUUAUGCUACACCGGGAGCUGGCCCAACUUAUGCUACAGGCACAACUCCAACAGCAGGUGCAGGAACUAUCCCAGCGCAAGGCUCCAGUCCAGGCGGGGGCCGAGGAACUGGAGCAGGAUCAGCAACUGGCCCGGGACCAACUUCAGGUCCCGGACAAGGCGCAGCCAAGCCAGGACCAGUUGGAACAGGUGCGGGAACUGCUGGAGCAAGACCUGGCGCACUGCCUUCAACACGUCAACCAGUGUCACCUGUAAGAGGCGGUGGACGCUCGGGUGGUGGAGGAGGAGGAUGUUGUGGUUGUGGCGAGAGUCCACCUGGCCCUCCUGGUCCUCCUGGAACGCCUGGAAAUGAUGGAGCUCCAGGAGAACAAGGUCAACCAGGCAAAAAUGGACCUGAUGCGCCUCCUCCGGCUCCUGCACCUCAAGUCGAAUUCUGUCAAAACUGUCCUCCUGGUACAGCUGGACCGCCAGGACCACCAGGACCAAAGGGUCCAGCAGGUGCUGCUGGAGCAGCUGGUAAAGAUGCAGAUGGUGGGAUUCGUGGUAAUCCUGGACCGCCAGGACCUCCCGGCCCUCCUGGAUCACCUGGCUCUACUGGAGAUGCCGGAACUCCUGGGCAGCCUGGAACACUUAAAGAAGUACCUGGCAAACCCGGACCUCCUGGUCCACCAGGAGCCCCUGGCCCCGCAGGAACUGAUGGACAACCAGGCAAUCCUGGCAAAAAUGGAACUGAUGGAAAGGAAGGGCCACCUGGAGAGACAGGACCGCCUGGCUCACCAGGAAAGCCUGGUAGUGACGGUGAAGCUGGUCCUCAAGGAAGCCAAGGCUCUGGGUUUUGGAAGUUGUGA